AUGCUGCUGCUAGCUGACAGAUCAAUUGAGCUUUCCCCUAUUCUGAAUCACGACAUGGAAACAAGGACUUGCAGUGAGGAGCCAUGGUGGAUUAACCCUGAAAACUUUUACCUUCCAUUGGUAUUUUACAUGGAAGAGGACCAGGAGGAGCGCAUCUUUGGCCGCCUUGACACAGACCUUCAUUGCAUUGAGGUGCACAGCCACACCUUCAUUCAACUGGAGGGGUGGUUCACGGCCACAGGCCAGACACGUGUCACCAUAGUCGGACCACCUGAGGCAAGGCAGUGGCUGUUCCUUAUGAUCUUGAGCAUGGGGAGCUGGGAUUUGGACCAGCAGGCCCGAGGCCUCAAGAUGCUGCAGCGUGUCCGGAGCCAGGCACUGACCAAGGACGACCUGGCAGCGGCCCCCAGCAUGCAGCUCUACCCUACGGCCCUGUCUUUGCCAGUCAGGAGGGGCAGGACUGUCCAUUCCAGGUUUUGCUAG
Pteropus alecto (black flying fox) is the source of this 483-nucleotide messenger RNA. RefSeq names its product KH domain containing 1 like (gene KHDC1L). Lineage: Eukaryota; Metazoa; Chordata; Mammalia; Chiroptera; Pteropodidae. Gene Ontology annotation, molecular function: RNA binding. Gene Ontology annotation, cellular component: cytoplasm. The coding region runs from base 1 to 483 and encodes 160 amino acids. The transcript has 4 exons. The record is from RefSeq and is a predicted model, not a curated record.